AUGGAGAUGGCGUUCUUUUUAUAUGUCCGUGACUAUCACACUACCAACCAAUGCUUGAUUGCUUUAGUUGUCGAAACCAUUUCCAUUGAAAAACUCUCUCAAAUCACUUCUCACUCCCUCACCAAUAUGUUCUUCUUCUUCCUCUUCCUUCUCCUAUUUUCCUUCCCCAAUUUGACACUCUCUUCCCAUUGCACCACCCAAACCCCAACCAAAACCUUCCAAAAAUGCAUGACCCUCCCAACCCAACAAGCCUCCAUUGCAUGGACCUUUCACUCCCACAACUCCACUCUUGAUCUCACGUUUUUUGGCUCCUUCAUCUCCCCCUCCGGCUGGGUCGGCUGGGGGAUCAACCCGAUCUCCGCCGAGAUGACCGGCACCCGCGCCCUAAUCGCCUUCCCCGACCCCAACUCCAGCCAAAUAGUCCUCCUCCCCUACAUCCUCGACCCCACCGUCAAGCUCCAGAAGACCCCGCUCCUCUCCCGCCCUCUCGACCUCCGCCUCGUCUCCUCCGCUGUCGCCCUCUACAGUGGCAAACUCGCCACCGUACACGACGGCGCCGCCGUCCAAAUCCACGCCACUCUCAAACUCCCCACCAACACCACCACCAAAAUCUACAUUGUCUGGAACCGAGGACUCUACGUCCAAGGUUACUCCCCCACCAUCCACUCCACUGCCGCCACCGAUCUCUCCUCCUUCACCACAGUCGACCUCCUCUCCGGCUCGUCCUCCGCCGCCGCUCACCAAAACAACCUCGCAUUCCUCCGAACACUCCACGGCGCCAUCAACGCCGUCUCGUGGGGAAUCCUCCUCCCCGGCGGCGCCAUCACGGCGAGAUACUUACGUCACAUACAGUCCCUGGGCCCGACUUGGUUCUACGUCCACAUGGGGAUUCAGCUCUCCGGCUUCGUCCUCGGAACAAUCGGCUUCUCCAUCGGCGUCCGCCUCGGGAAACUCUCCCCCGGAGUCGUGUACGGCCUCCACCGGAAGCUCGGGUUCGCGGUGUUCUGCCUGGCAGCGCUGCAGACGCUGGCUUUGCUGUUCAGGCCGAAAACGACGAACAAGUUCAGGAGGUAUUGGAAGUCGUACCACCACUUUGUGGGGUACUCGUGUGUCGUUUUGGGGGUAGUGAAUGUGUUUCAGGGUUUUGAGGUUAUGGGGGAGGGAAGGUCGUACGCGAAGUUGGUGUAUUGCAUGUGUUUGGCGUCGUUGGUGGGGGGUUGUGUGUCGUUGGAGGUGAAUUCUUGGAUUGUGUUUUGUAGGAAAGCUAAAGAGGACAAGUUGAGGAGGGAGGGUUUGAUUGUUGGAUCCGAUAAAGGGAGUAGCGGAAUCCAUAAUAGUGGAAUAAUCCACAACUGAGA
Messenger RNA from Morus notabilis, 1358 nucleotides. RefSeq names its product cytochrome b561 and DOMON domain-containing protein At2g04850. The transcript is spliced from 2 exons. The record is from RefSeq and is a predicted model, not a curated record. The coding region runs from base 1 to 1356 and encodes 451 amino acids. Lineage: Eukaryota; Viridiplantae; Streptophyta; Magnoliopsida; Rosales; Moraceae.